Messenger RNA from Dictyostelium purpureum, 777 nucleotides. RefSeq lists its product as uncharacterized. NCBI's taxonomy places the organism in Eukaryota, Evosea, Eumycetozoa, Dictyosteliales, Dictyosteliaceae. Gene Ontology annotation, molecular function: structural constituent of nuclear pore; protein binding. Gene Ontology annotation, cellular component: nuclear pore. The transcript has 3 exons. Gene Ontology annotation, biological process: ribosomal large subunit export from nucleus; mRNA export from nucleus; ribosomal small subunit export from nucleus. The record is from RefSeq and is a predicted model, not a curated record. The annotation marks the transcript as partial.
AUGAAAAUUAGAGAAUUAAUACCACUCUUAACUUCAAAUCCACUCUUUUCAAAAGGCCCAUAUCAAAAAAAAUCAACCUCAUCAUCAGAUAAUGAAUUAGCAUUUUCUCCUAAAAACUUUUUAUCUGUAAAUAAUCAAUCAUCAGAGAUUUAUUACUACUGUCCGAUCGAACAAAAAAUAUAUGUCAUUAAAAUAGAAUCAACAUUAGAUAAUACAAUAGGUUCAAUUAAAUAUCAAGAAUUAAAAGUUAAAAUAGAUUUCGAAGUAUUUAAAAUUGAAUUAAAUGAAGAUUCAAGAUAUCUCUCUAUUGUUGGUAAUCUAAAUUGCAUUGUAGUUGAUUUAAACCCACAAACUGUAAAUUCAUACUUUACCAAUAAUGAAAUAUAUCAAGAUGGAGAAAAUAAAACCAUUGGUUACGAAUCACUCAAAGUUAGAUACUCACCAAUUGAUAGUCCAUUUUCAAACAUAUCAAGUAUAAUCAAACAAGUCGAAUGGCAUCCAUUAAGUAAUAUUCAUUUAGCUAUACUAUAUUCAAAUAAUAUUUUAAAAAUUUUUAAUAUUCAAAAAGAAAAAGAAGAAACAAUAGAGCAAACAUUCAAUUUAGAAUCACUUUACACCUAUGAAUCAUUAAAGAAUUUAAAGAACAACAAUAUUGAAAUGGAAAAAAAGAAUACAAAAAGUUUUAUUUCAUUUUGUUUUGCUCCCAAUAUUAAUUUUUGGUCAAAAUUUACUAUAUUUUUAUUAUGUAACGAUGGUGAAGUUUACAAUUUAUGUCCA